Molecule: messenger RNA, 927 nt
Organism: Eucalyptus grandis
Lineage: Eukaryota; Viridiplantae; Streptophyta; Magnoliopsida; Myrtales; Myrtaceae
Product: putative HVA22-like protein g
Exons: 5
Coding region: 23-670 (215 amino acids)
Source: RefSeq, a predicted model, not a curated record
UCUUCUGUAAAAUCGCUUCUUUAUGUUACUACCUCCCCACCUCCCAUUUGGUAAUGUGAAAGAAGAGGGUGAAAAAUGCUCUCUUUGGAAAUUGAUUGGAUUUCUCGUGUUGGGUUUUCAUCGACAUGGCAGGUUCGUUUUCGGGUAUGUGUACCCAGCAUUCCAGUGUUACAAAACCAUGGCGAAGAACACCGAGGUGGCGAAGAAUGGGGAGCAGACCAAGGAACUCAGGCAGUGGUGUCAAUAUUGGAUCAUUGUGACGAUGUUCACCGUCCUGGAAAGGUUUGCCGACGUCUUGAUCUCAUGGCUUCCAAUGUAUUGGGAACCACUGAAGCUGGGUUUCAUCAUCUACCUGUGGCAUCCUAAAACCGAGGGAACCGGGCAUGUGUACGAGACGCUGCAGGAUCAGUUCAUGAAGAAGCACGAGAGCAAAAUCGACGAGAAGCUGGAGGAGUGGAAGGCGAGAGCGUGGGAGUUCGCUUCUCCCUGCAGGCAAUACACCUCGGAUUUCGCGCAGAACGCCUUCGCUCGAGCCAUGCAGUACUUGGCCUCUCAGUCUAAGAUUCUCAAUUUCAAGGAGGGAAGGAGCCUCGGCUCGAUCAACCGCUCAGCGUCAAGGACGCCCAGAUCGGAAUCAGGGGAGACGAAUCCCGGCUCCCACACGGACUAGGCCGAGCAACAGGAAGUGCCGGAUCACGGAGGCGCGUCUCCAGAGGAGGACGACAAGCCCCACGGGUCCACCAGCUGCGGGCUGAGGCUCUCCCAUCACGGCCACCGUACCGCCGAUCACCAUAUCGAUUGAUCAAAUUCGACAAAAUUUCAAGAACUCUCUCUCUCUCUUUCUCUUGUGUAUAGGCACAAAGUUGGGAUACCUUUCUUUUUUCGAAAUUGAAUAACUACGGAGUCUCUUUCCUCCUAAUUCGAUUA